CAAAAACCCCGAUAAGCGAAAAGCUAUAAAACCCUAAUUUCUGUAAUUCUUGAUAGUGGCAGCCGCUGGUAAGUAAAAAACUUCUCUAUCCUCAUUUUGGCUCCUUGCCAAGGCCUCUAAUCAAUCGUAGCAAUGGUUUCCUCCAAGAAGACGAAGAAGACUCAUGAGAGCAUAAACAACAGGUUAGCUCUUGUGAUGAAGAGUGGAAAGUACACUCUUGGUUACAAGACUGUUCUUAAAACCCUCAGGUCUUCAAAGGCCAAAUUGGUGAUCAUUUCAAACAAUUGUCCACCGCUGAGGAAGUCUGAGAUAGAGUAUUAUGCUAUGUUGGCUAAGGUUGGAGUUCACCAUUACAAUGGAAACAAUGUUGAUCUUGGAACUGCCUGCGGGAAAUACUACAGGGUAUGCUGCCUCAGUAUCAUCGACCCAGGUGAUUCAGAUAUCAUCAAAAGCAUGCCUGGCGACCACUAAAAUUGCAGUCUUUUGGUGGAUUUUCUGGUGCCCUUGCAGAACGCAGUUUUGAAAGAAUCUGUUUUCAGUCUUUUGGAUCUGUUUCUUUGUAGAAGUAGAUUUGGUAGUUUGAUCAGUUCAAUGUGUUCGUUACUAAAUGAAUUCGUGCUCUUGUUUGCUUAAAAUUAUUGAUGAAAACCUUACCAUUUUUACGA
Messenger RNA from Amaranthus tricolor (Joseph's coat), 665 nucleotides. RefSeq names its product 60S ribosomal protein L30. NCBI's taxonomy places the organism in Eukaryota, Viridiplantae, Streptophyta, Magnoliopsida, Caryophyllales, Amaranthaceae. Gene Ontology annotation, molecular function: structural constituent of ribosome; RNA binding. Gene Ontology annotation, cellular component: cytosolic large ribosomal subunit. The transcript has 4 exons. The record is from RefSeq and is a predicted model, not a curated record. The coding region runs from base 133 to 471 and encodes 112 amino acids.